Messenger RNA from Trypanosoma conorhini, 1374 nucleotides. RefSeq names its product ESCRT-II complex subunit VPS36. Gene Ontology annotation, biological process: protein transport to vacuole involved in ubiquitin-dependent protein catabolic process via the multivesicular body sorting pathway. Lineage: Eukaryota; Euglenozoa; Kinetoplastea; Trypanosomatida; Trypanosomatidae. Gene Ontology annotation, molecular function: phosphatidylinositol-3-phosphate binding; ubiquitin binding. The record is from RefSeq and is a predicted model, not a curated record. Gene Ontology annotation, cellular component: late endosome membrane; ESCRT II complex. Bases 1 to 1374 code for a protein of 457 amino acids. The transcript has a single exon.
AUGGAGUUUUGGGAGUGGCAGACAGGCCACGGACGCAUGGAGGAUGACGAGGUUGUCCUGAACUCCCAGAACGGUGUUGCCAUCUACGAGGGGGAAAAUCAGACACGUUGGCAGGACGGAAAACUGACGGUCACCACGCACAACAUUUUUUUCCGGACGUUGGACAGGGAGUCGCAUGUUCUGCGGCUUCCGCUGCAAACCAUCUACGGCUCUGGCAAGAGCGUCUACAGCAAGGGAGGCUUUCUCUUCUCGCACGCCAAGAUCAUAGCUCCGCUCCCAGGCAAGGACGUGUAUGUGAAGUUUUCCUUUCGAAGAGGAGGCAUGGAUGAAUUCCUCGAGGCCAUGAAGAGGGCAUUGCUCGAGAAGCGCUGGAUUCCAGCUGUGCCACGUGAUGCAGCCACAGCGCCCUCGUCGCCGUUUGGGAGGCCACCGUCACUGACGUCCUCUGCGCCCUCAGCUCCGGGGUCAAACUCGGCCUCAAAGGGGGCGCUGGCAGCAGCUGGUAGGUUGCACAGACAGGGUACUGCGGAGACGGAAGCAGGCAACGUCUCCUCGUCAGCGUCUGUGUUUAGUGUCACAGACAAGGCCGGUAUUGCGGGUCUGAUGCGGGCCUCUGCGGAGCAGGCUCAGCUGCGUGAGUCGCUGCGCGACAUCGAUGAUGUGAUGAAGAAGGCCUCUUCCUUGGUGGCAAAUAUACGCUAUUUUCGGGAAAGGCAGAGAGCAGGUGACAAGACCCCCAUCGAAGACGAGACGGAAAUUGAGGGCAUUGAGUCGACGCUAGGCCUUGGGACGAUGGUGCGAGCGCCAUCCAGCGGCUCCUCCCAAGGUAGCUUUCAUAAAGAGCUCGCGCUGGAGAUGCAUGCAUGGAUGGCGCAUGAGAAGAAUGAACGUGUUUUUGGAAGUAUGCCGCUGGUUCCACUGAUAGAACUCUUUUCCUUGUAUAAUAAAGCUCGGGGUGGGAGUAAUUUGGUUUCGCCUGGUGACGUCUUACUGGCAUGCCGUACCAUGACGAGGCAGCCGUACUCACGCUACACAUUUAAGCAACUCUCCUCAGGGCGGCUUGCGCUACAGCACAAGAACCCCUCGUUGGUGUUGGAGAGGCUUGUGCGUUUCCUCGGACCACGUCUCUGUAACUCCAAAGACGCUGGUUUUAAAAAUAUAGUUUCUGAAGAGAAAGUUCCAACAACAACAACUUUUCCAGAGUCAUGGGCUUCGUUAAAAUCUAUCAAUGAGGUGCAAUUUGCGGCGAGUAUUCAAGCAGCUCGCUCAGUGGCAGAGGAUUUGCUAGAGGAGUUGGAGGCAGAGGGGAUUCUUUGCCGAUCCGGAGGUGAAAUAGGGAAUAUCGCAUUUCACUGGAAUAUAUUUGUUUUCUGA